Mandrillus leucophaeus (drill) is the source of this 4548-nucleotide messenger RNA. It is a transcript of the gene NUP160, whose product is annotated as nucleoporin 160kDa. Gene Ontology annotation, molecular function: structural constituent of nuclear pore. The transcript is spliced from 31 exons. NCBI's taxonomy places the organism in Eukaryota, Metazoa, Chordata, Mammalia, Primates, Cercopithecidae. The coding region runs from base 82 to 3546 and encodes 1154 amino acids. Gene Ontology annotation, cellular component: nuclear pore. The record is from RefSeq and is a predicted model, not a curated record.
GACCUUGUUCGUGGUUACAUCAUUCUUGCCUUUGGGUUUCUCAAAGUGUGUUCAAGAGGUGCCUUGGAUAUCAUUGCAGGUAUGGUGUCAGUUGUGGAGCUGAAACAGAGUUCAGUAAUGCAACGAUUGCUUACAGGCUGGAUGCCAACAGCCAUCAGGGGUGACCAGUCGCCUUCAGAUCGUCCCCUCAGUCUUGCUGUUCAUUGUGUGGAGCAUGAUGCCUUCAUCUUUGCUCUGUGUCAGGAUCAUAAACUACGAAUGUGGUCUUACAAGGAGCAAAUGUGCCUGAUGGUAGCUGACAUGCUGGAAUAUGUCCCUGUGAAGAAAGACCUUCGGCUCACUGCUGGAACUGGACACAAAUUACGGCUUGCUUAUUCCCCUGCCAUGGGACUCUACAUAGGGAUAUACAUGCAUGCACCAAAACAAGGACAGUUCUGCGUUUUCCAGUUGGUGAGCACUGAGAGUAACCGCUAUAGUCUAGAUCACAUUUCUUCACUGUUCACUUCUCAGGAGACACUGAUUGACUUUGCCUUAACUUCCACGGAUAUCUGGGCCCUGUGGCAUGAUGCUGAGAACCAAACAGUUGUGAAAUACAUCAACUUUGAACAUAAUGUUGCAGGUCAGUGGAAUCCAGUUUUUAUGCAGCCUCUGCCAGAGGAAGAGAUUGUCAUCAGAGAUGAUCAAGACCCCAGAGAGAUGUAUCUGCAAAGUCUUUUUACACCAGGACAAUUCACAAAUGAAGCUUUAUGUAAGGCUUUACAGAUUUUCUGCCGAGGAACUGAGAGGAAUUUGGAUCUUUCCUGGAGUGAACUGAAGAAGGAAGUUACUUUAGCUGUUGAAAAUGAGCUUCAAGGAAGUGUAACAGAGUAUGAAUUCUCCCAGGAGGAGUUUCGAAAUUUACAACAAGAAUUCUGGUGCAAGUUCUAUGCCUGUUGUCUUCAGUAUCAAGAAGCCCUCUCUCAUCCUCUUGCCCUACAUUUGAAUCCACACACAAACAUGGUGUGCCUGCUGAAAAAAGGGUACCUGUCUUUCCUUAUUCCCUCCUCCUUAGUGGAUCAUUUAUAUCUCCUGCCUUAUGAGAACCUUUUGACAGAAGAUGAGACAACCAUAUCUGAUGAUGUGGAUAUCGCUCGGGAUGUCAUAUGUCUUAUAAAAUGCCUCCGGCUGAUUGGAGAGUCAGUAACUAUGGAUAUGUCAGUUAUUAUGGAAAUGAGUUGUUAUAACCUACAGUCUCCGGAAAAGGCUGCAGAGCAGAUUCUGGAAGAUUUGAUCACUAUUGAUGUAGAAAAUGUAAUGGAGGAUAUUUGUAGUAAACUGCAAGAGAUUAGGAACCCAAUCCAUGCAAUUGGACUGCUUAUACGGGAAAUGGAUUAUGAAACAGAAGUGGAAAUGGAAAAGGGAUUCAAUCCAGCUCAGCCUUUGAAUAUUAGAAUGAAUCUUUCCCAGCUCUAUGGUAGUAGCACAGCAGGAUAUAUUGUGUGCAGAGGUGUGCAUAAAAUCGCCAGUACUCGUUUCCUGAUCUGCCGAGAUCUUUUGAUCUUACAGCAGCUGUUAAUGAGGCUUGGAGAUGCUGAGAAUUUACUAAGUUGUCUUUUCCCCUUUUCUCACAGGGAGUCUAAUCUCCAACACUUAUCAGUACUGGAAUUAACAGACUCUGGUGCUUUAAUGGCAAAUAGGUUUGUAUCUAGUCCUCAGACUAUUGUGGAGUUAUUCUUCCAAGAAGUUGCAAGAAAACACAUUAUAUCUCACCUCUUCUCUCAGCCAAAGGCACCUCUGAGCCAAACUGGAUUGAAUUGGCCUGAAACAAUUACUGCAAUUACCAGUUAUUUAUUGCAGCUUUUAUGGCCUAGCAAUCCUGGGUGUCUCUUUCUAGAAUGUUUGAUGGGAAAUUGUCAAUAUGUACAAUUGCAGGAUUAUAUUCAACUGCUCCAUCCCUGGUGUCAAGUCAAUGUUGGUUCCUGUCGAUUUAUGCUGGGAAGGUGUUACCUAGUUACAGGAGAAGGACAGAAGGCUCUGGAAUGUUUUUGUCAGGCAGCAUCUGAAGUAGGCAAAGAGGAAUUCUUGGAUCGCUUGAUUCGCUCAGAGGAUGGGGAGAUCGUGUCUACCCCCAGGCUGCAGUAUUAUGACAAGGUUUUACGACUACUAGAUGUCAUUGGUUUGCCUGAACUGGUUAUUCAGUUGGCUACAUCGGCCAUAACUGAAGCAGGUGAUGACUGGAAAAGUCAGGCUACUCUAAGGACAUGCAUUUUCAAACAUCAUUUGGAUUUGGGUCACAAUAGCCAAGCAUAUGAAGCCUUAACCCAAAUUCCUGAUUCCAGCAGGCAAUUAGAUUGUUUACGGCAGUUGGUGGUAGUUCUUUGUGAACGCUCACAGCUACAGGAUCUUGUAGAGUUUCCCUAUGUGAAUCUGCAUAAUGAGGUUGUGGGAAUAAUUGAGUCACGUGCUAGAGCCGUGGACCUUAUGACUCACAAUUACUAUGAACUUCUGUAUGCCUUUCACGUCUAUCGCCACAAUUACCGCAAGGCUGGCACAGUGAUGUUUGAGUAUGGAAUGCGUCUUGGCAGAGAAGUUCGAACUCUCCGGGGACUUGAGAAACAAGGCAACUGUUAUCUGGCUGCUCUCAAUUGUUUACGACUUAUUCGUCCAGAAUAUGCGUGGAUUGUGCAGCCAGCGUCUGGUGCAGUGUAUGAUCGCCCUGGAGCAUCCCCUAAGAGGAAUCAUGAUGGAGAAUGCACAGCUGCCCCCACAAAUCGACAAAUUGAAAUCCUGGAACUGGAAGAUCUGGAGAAAGAGUGUUCCUUGGCUCGUAUCCGCCUCACUUUGGCUCAGCAUGAUCCAUCAGCAGUUGCAGUUGCCGGAAGUUCAUCAGCAGAGGAGAUGGUCACUCUCUUGGUUCAGGCAGGCCUCUUUGACACUGCCAUAUCACUCUGUCAGACUUUUAAGCUUCCCUUAACGCCAGUCUUUGAAGGACUUGCCUUCAAAUGCAUCAAAUUGCAAUUUGGAGGAGAGGCAGCACAAGCAGAAGCCUGGGCCUGGCUAGCAGCCAAUCAGCUCUCAUCUGUCAUCACUACUAAGGAGUCGAGUGCUACAGAUGAAGCAUGGCGACUAUUAUCAACUUACCUGGAAAGGUACAAAGUCCAGAAUAACUUGUAUCACCACUGUGUAAUCAACAAGCUCUUGUCUCAUGGAGUGCCUCUACCUAAUUGGCUUAUAAACAGUUACAAGAAGGUUGACGCCGCUGAAUUACUUCGUUUAUACUUAAACUAUGACCUUUUAGAAGAAGCUGUGGAUUUGGUGUCAGAAUAUGUGGAUGCUGUAUUAGGUAAAGGACAUCAAUACUUCGGAAUUGAGUUUCCACUGUCCGCAACAGCCCCAAUGGUGUGGCUUCCAUACUCCUCUAUUGAUCAGCUUCUCCAGGCUCUGGGGGAGAACAGUGCCAACAGUCACAACAUCGCACUGUCCCAGAAGAUACUUGACAAAUUGGAGGACUACCAGCAAAAAGUUGAUAAGGCAACACGGGAUUUAUUAUAUCGUCGGACCUUGUGAUCUGGAUUGUUACCUAGCCUUUGUAACCGCUUGGUGCCUCUUAGGGCUUAAGACUACCCUACAGGAAGCCUGUACUCAAGGCCAAUUUUUGUAACUCUAAAUGAUGUGUACAACAUUCAAGUCUGCAUUCUGCACAAGAUAGGAGGGCGGAAGAGUCAGAGGACCCUGUGCUUGCUGGUGGUGCUAACACAAUUUCUGGUGUUGAACCUUGGUCUCAAAUAGCUGCUUUUGUAUAUGAUCCACAAGCUUUUUUAGAGUUUAUAUUUUUUUAAACUACCGAAGACAUUCAUUAUCUGCAAAUUAAGACCCAUGUUCACUUUCCAAAAUAGCUGAGGGUUGUUGGCUUGUUGUAGCUGACCACCAAAAGCAGUCACUGCAGAUCUUUUAAUUCUUCCCUAUCACCUUUUGUAUUUUAAUGCAAUUAUUUUGGUCCAGAACUGACAUGUAUUUUCUGUAUUGUACACAAAGGCUAAUAAUUUUGCAUACUCUUAUUUAUUUUGGAGGUUUUGUAUGAUCUUCAAUCAAGUAUUAAAUAAUUUGCCUAGAUUAAGCCUAAAAUGAUGACCAGCUAAUUAAAGAAAAUAUUUUGAAUCUGGUUCUGAGCUAAAGUUAAGUAAAUUCUUAGCUAAGAAAAAAUUGGAAAUCCAUUAUCUAUAUUAACAACAGAUUCUCAGAGUAAAUUGUUAACUUCUAUGAUUUAUGAUAAUCAAGCUGGACUUGAUCAUACAAGUUAGUCUCAUAAUGUAUUGGACCAAAAUAUAAACUUCAUUGGUCAGAUUCAGAAGCAUUUAUGCUCACAAGUUUUGUGAAAGUGAAAAAUAAUAAAAUCAUCUUGGAUUUUAUUCUAUAUAUUAAAAUUUAUCUUUUAAGGAAACAAUCUGUAUACUACUUGCUUGUAUAGCCUUUUGACCCUUCUUGAGUUUUUCAUAAGCCUUUAAUUUUUAUACUUUCAAUACCAUAUUUACAUUAUAUGUUUUAAUUAACAAUGUGAGUUUCUCUGUG